Spinacia oleracea (spinach) is the source of this 3247-nucleotide messenger RNA. RefSeq names its product receptor protein-tyrosine kinase CEPR1. Bases 150 to 3017 code for a protein of 955 amino acids. The record is from RefSeq and is a predicted model, not a curated record. The transcript has 2 exons. Lineage: Eukaryota; Viridiplantae; Streptophyta; Magnoliopsida; Caryophyllales; Amaranthaceae. Gene Ontology annotation, biological process: protein phosphorylation. Gene Ontology annotation, molecular function: protein kinase activity; ATP binding; protein binding.
ACUUCAGCUGUGAGUAGUACUCCCAAUUAUCUUGUCAAUCAUGCUAGCUAUAUACAUAUUCUCUUCUGAGCUCCUACACCUGCAACAACCAUAUUAGAAAAAUACCUCUCCUUUCUCUUUGCCGGUUUCAUCACCUAACAAGGCCAGUCAUGGGUUUUCAGUCUUUCUACUUAUCUUGUUUCAUAAUAUUUCUUUCACUCCUAAACUCUGUCCAAUCCACAAGUAACCAGCAGUCUCAAUAUUUCACACUCAUGAAAAACUCUCUCUCAGGUAAGGCCUUGUCUUACUGGAAUUCCCAGUCAUAUUGUAACUACACUGGAGUCACCUGUAAUAUUCAAAACCAAGUCACAAAGGUGAAUAUUUCAGGGUGGUCACUCAAAGGCUCACUUCCAUCGAAUUUGUGCUCUUACCUGCCUGAGCUGCGUGUACUGGAUAUUAGUAACAACUCUAUUCAAGGCACUUUUCCAGACGGCAUCAUCAACUGCUCUUUCUUGGAAGUGCUUAAUAUGAGUUCCCUAAAUCUCAGUGGCAAACUUCCAAAUUUCUCACGCAUGAAAUCUCUUCGUGCGUUGGACUUGUCGUACAAUUUAUUUGAUGGUGAUUUCCCUAUGUCCAUCAUGAACCUCACCAAUAUUGAGGUGGUAAACUUUAACGAGAAUAGCAACCUCAACCGCUGGGAACUUCCAGAGAACAUUACACGAUUGACAAGGAUUAGGACACUGGUCUUGUCAACAACCAAGCUCCAGGGUCUAAUCUUACCAUCCAUAGGAAACAUGUCGUCUCUUGUUGAUCUUGAGCUCAGUGGAAACUACCUUCGAGGUUGGAUUCCACAUGAGCUAGGAAGGCUGAAGAAUCUCAAGUCCCUCAUGCUUUACUAUAAUGAGCUCACAGGUACCAUACCAGAAGAGUUGGGUAAUCUAACGGAGCUUACAGAUCUGGAUAUGUCAGUCAACAAAUUGACAGGAAGAAUACCAGAUUCAAUAUGUCGCCUUCCUAAACUCCGAGGCUUACAGAUUUACAACAACAGCCUUACGGGAGAAAUUCCAUCUGUCUUGGGGAACUCAAACACUUUGAGCUUCUUAUCUAUCUACUCCAACUUUCUGACGGGGGAAGUUCCCAAAAAUCUUGGCAAGUCAUCAACUAUGACUCUGUUAGACUUGUCAGAGAAUAAACUGACUGGCAAAUUGCCACCACAAAUCUGCAAUGGAGGUAAACUCGUCUACUUUCUAGUACUAUCUAAUAUGUUCACUGGAGAAAUACCUGAAACUUUUGCAAAGUGCACAUCACUUGUACGUUUUCGUGUUAGCAAUAACCAGUUAAAGGGCUCAGUACCACAAGGACUUUUUGGUCUUCCCCAUGUGGCAGUUAUUGAUUUGGCUUUCAAUCAAUUCACGGGUAAAAUAAGCCCAUUAAUUGGAUAUGCCAAAAACCUGUCAGAAUUCUUAGCUCAGAGCAACAAAUUAUCAGGGGCUCUGCCUCCUGAGAUCUCUGGAGCAGUCAGUUUAGUAAAAGUUGAUCUAAGCAAUAAUCUUCUAUCUGGCCCUAUACCUAGUGAAAUUGGUAACCUCAAGAAGCUAAAUCUUUUACUGUUAAGAAACAACAAGCUCAAUUCUUCCAUUCCAGAUUCACUAUCUGAACUAAAAUCACUUAAUCUCCUUGAUCUGUCAAGUAACCUCUUGACAGGAAACCUCCCUCAUAGUCUAUCUGAGUUAAUCCCCAAUUCUGUCAACUUCUCAAACAAUCAUCUUUAUGGUCCCAUUCCCUUGUCUCUUAUUAAAGAGGGUCUUGAAGACAGCUUCUUAGAAAAUCCAGGGCUCUGUGUGACAACAUAUACAUACUCAUCAGAUAGAAGCUUCCCACUUUGUCGACAGACUUGCACCAGGAAGAGACUGAACCUAAUGUGGGUAGUAGUGGCCUCGGUGUUUCUUCUCUUAGUUGGAGCUAUAUUGUUCCUUAAACAAUGGUCAAGAAAAGGAAAAUCUUUAAUAGGGAAUGAUGAGACCAUGUCAUCAUCUUUGUGCUCAUAUGAUGUGAAAAGCUUCCAUCGAAUAAGCUUUAAUCAGCGUGAGAUCUUAGAAGCAAUGGUUGACAAGAACAUAGUUGGUCAUGGAGGAUCAGGAACUGUGUAUAGAAUUGGGCUAAGCAAUGGGGAAAUUGUUGCAGUGAAAAAGCUAUGGAGUCGGAAAACAAAAGAUAAGGUCUCAGAAGACCAAGUGUUCCCAGACAAGGAACUAGAAACAGAAGUUGAGACUCUGGGAAAUAUACGGCACAAGAACAUCGUGAAGCUGUACUGCUAUUUGUCAAGUUUGGAUUGUAGCUUGCUGGUUUAUGAGUAUAUGCCAAAUGGAAAUCUCUGGGAUGCCCUACAUAAAGAAAAGAUGUUAUUGGACUGGCCAACUCGCCACCAAAUUGCCUUAGGAGUCGCCCAAGGUUUAGCCUACCUGCAUCAUGAUCUGCUUCCAUCAAUUGUACACAGAGACAUUAAGUCAUCCAAUAUACUCCUUGACGUUGAUUUCCAGCCUAAGGUUGCAGACUUUGGUGUGGCCAAGGUCUUGCAAGCCAUGAGUGGAAAUGAAUCAAGCAAUACUGUUAUUGCAGGCACUUACGGAUACAUGGACCCUGACUAUGCAAAUACAUCCAAGGCAACAACAAAGUGUGAUGUCUACAGCUUUGGGGUAGUUUUGAUGGAACUCGUCACAGGGAAGAAGCCAGUGGAGGCAGAGUUUGGUGAAAAUAAGAACAUCAUAAAUUGGGUUUCCACCAAAGUAGAAACAAAACAAGGAGCUAUGGAAGUCUUGGAUAAACAUGUUUCAGGUUCAUUCAGGGAUGAUAUGCUUCAAGUAAUCUGCAUGGCUAUUCGUUGUACAGCUAGGGCCCCAGUCCCACGCCCAACUAUGAAUGAAAUUGUACAGUUUCUAGGUGAGAUAGAACCGUGCAGAUUCGUUUCUUGCAAGUCGACCAACAACACCAAACACACAUUAAACCCCACAACAAUAAAUAAAACAUUUCAACUCUAGUUAAAACACAUCUAAGGUGAAGCAAUACAGCAUCUGUACAAAAAGUCGGAACAAUUUGACCUUUUUUGUUUCUUUUACGAUAAAAGUAGUAUGUAGAUUCUAAUUUAUUUAUUUUUGCCCAUCUUUCGUCCAUGUAAGAUAUGAGGAAUAUAAUCAAUAUGACUGCUUUAUAGCAAAGCAAGCAUCUGCAUUGCACAAACCAUAAAGGAAAAUAAAUCUUUAACUUUUAA